This is a messenger RNA of Chinchilla lanigera (long-tailed chinchilla), 939 nucleotides long. Its product is annotated as olfactory receptor 6C68. Lineage: Eukaryota; Metazoa; Chordata; Mammalia; Rodentia; Chinchillidae. Gene Ontology annotation, biological process: G protein-coupled receptor signaling pathway. The record is from RefSeq and is a predicted model, not a curated record. The transcript has a single exon. Gene Ontology annotation, molecular function: G protein-coupled receptor activity; olfactory receptor activity. The coding region runs from base 1 to 939 and encodes 312 amino acids. Gene Ontology annotation, cellular component: membrane.
AUGAGAAACCGUACAGCAAUUACAACGUUCAUUCUUCUGGGACUGACAGAAGAUCCUCAGCUGCAGGUCUUGCUUUUUAUUUUUCUAUUUAUUACAUAUAUGUUGAGUGUAACUGGCAAUCUGAUCAUCAUGACCCUCACUGUGACAGAUCCUCACCUGAAAACUCCCAUGUAUUUUUUCCUCCAAAAUUUCUCUUUCUUAGAAAUCUCAUUUACAACUGCCUGUGUUCCAAGAUUCCUAUACAGUAUUUCAACUGGAGACAGAACAAUUACCUAUAAUGCAUGUGCUACUCAACUAUUUUUUACAGAUAUCUUUGGGGUAACUGAGUUUUUUCUUUUGGCUACCAUGUCCUAUGAUCGUUAUGUGGCCAUCUGCAAACCUUUGCACUAUAUGACAAUCAUGAACAGCAAAGUUUGCAAAACACUGGUUAUCUUUUGUUGGACAGCAGCAUGUAUGAUUAUUCUCCCACCACUUAGCUUAGGAUUUCACCUGGAAUUCUGUGACUCUAAUAAAAUUGAUCAUUUUGGCUGUGAUGCAAAUCCUAUUCUGAAAAUAUCGUGCUCAGAUACAUGGUUAAUUGAACAAAUGGUUAUAGCUUCUGCUGUAUUGACUUUCAUCAUAACUCUUCUAUGUGUAGUUCUUUCCUACAUAUAUAUCAUAAGGACAAUUCUGAAAUUUCCUUCUGUUCAGCAAAGGAAAAAAGCCUUUUCUACCUGUUCUUCACACAUGAUUGUGGUUUCCAUCACCUAUGGCAGCUGUAUCUUCAUCUACAUCAAGCCAUCUGCAAAAGAAGAGUUAACCAUUAAUAAAGGUGUGUCAGUGCUUAUUUCUUCCAUAUCACCUAUGCUGAAUCCUUUCAUAUACACUCUGAGGAAUAAGCAAGUUAAACAAGCCUUUCAGGAUUUACUCAAGAAAAUCGCAUUUCUCUUAAAGAAGUAA